Messenger RNA from Australozyma saopauloensis, 603 nucleotides. RefSeq lists its product as uncharacterized. The record is from RefSeq and is a predicted model, not a curated record. The coding region runs from base 1 to 603 and encodes 200 amino acids. Lineage: Eukaryota; Fungi; Ascomycota; Pichiomycetes; Serinales; Metschnikowiaceae. The transcript has a single exon.
AUGGAAAAAAGUGAGGAGCAUACUACACAUGAUUCAAAUGACGAUGAGACUAUGAUGCAUGAAUCAAAACCUGAAGGUACUUCAAAAACAAGUUCUGAAAGUCCUCAGCCAAAGCUCAAGUCGGAGACGUUAGAGACAUCCCAGCCGCCAGAAGAUGAUGUGGAACUUGGAUCACCAGAAAUAUCCGAUGAUCUAGAAGAACAAGAAGAACAAGAAGAGGCACAGGAGCCUGUAAAACCCAUUGAGAGCAAUCCCGCCUCAUAUACAUUCCGUGACCUUCUUCUCUUGACACAGAUUCUUCAUACUCUGGGUCUCAUAGAACCCAAGCAGGUCCUUCAAUCGCCAGAUCUCGAUGAAUGCGGCGAAACUUGGUUUAAUCAUAAAUGCACUGUGUUAGCACGACGUUUAGGGGAAUUUCCUCUUCAUACUGCAGCUACUAGCGAUCAAGUCAAACAGCUAUACGAAAAUAUGCUUCAGGACUUUUCGCCGUGCCAGAAUACAACGGAACUUGCAAACAGUUUCUAUCAUAUGAGAAUUAGAGAGUUGGAAACCAAAAUAUUGGAAGAGAAGGAUGCCUUCGAGACCCUUCACAACGUUGCAUGA